AUGAAGUUUGAAAAAGCCUUAUCCUUAUUGACAGUCCUUGCUCUUCAUCAGUUGGCUUUUUGUCAAGAAGACGAAACCAGCAAUGAUGCUGAACCUACUUUGCCUGCUCUUAAUACUGAUAUCUUUUGGUGGAAGUCUGUUAUCAGCCAAGACCAAAUCUCCAACUAUAUAACCGAAGUCCCUACUACUACUACCACUAUUACUCCUGUAGCUACUACUACUACUGCUACUACUACUACUUCUGCAGUUAGCAAUUCAGCCACAUCUACCAAAGCAAGUUUGUCUGUUGCUAGUGCUUCUUCCUGGUCAUCUGCCUCUUCUUCCUUAGUAUCUGAAGCAUCAUCUACUAAUACAUUGUCUGCUUCUGCAAGUACAAUUUCAAGCCAGGUUAUUGCAAAGUCAAGUGGAUCAGCUGUAUCAUCCACAGUUCCGACUGCAAGUAAUAGCAGUCCUGUUACUGUGUCUAUAGGAACUCAAUUAGUUUCUAGCGUUGGUAAAAUCCUUCUAUCUGUUACUGUUACUGCCAUCUUGGGUAGUUUGCUUGGUUAG
This is a messenger RNA of Rhizopus microsporus ATCC 52813, 549 nucleotides long. RefSeq lists its product as uncharacterized. Lineage: Eukaryota; Fungi; Mucoromycota; Mucoromycetes; Mucorales; Rhizopodaceae. The record is from RefSeq and is a predicted model, not a curated record. The transcript is spliced from 3 exons. The coding region runs from base 1 to 549 and encodes 182 amino acids.